AGGAGGAAGAGGAAAACAAGAGCAGCAGCCAGCGCAGCACAGCAGACAAGAACGUGUUCAGCUGUUCUCAUCCUCACAGAACUAGAAGCCUGGAGCCCUGUGCUGAGCCCAGCCGACCCUCCGACCUGCAUCAGCCUGCGCUGCCCCGUGGAGGCUAUGGAGUUGGGGGCUCCGCUGGUCCUGCUGCUGGUCACGGCUUGGCAUGGUCAGGGGGCCCCCAUCAUCGAGCCCAGUGGCCCAGAGCUGGUUGUAGAACAGGGUGCAACAGUGACCCUGCGAUGUGUGGGCAAUGGCAGUGUGGAAUGGGAUGGCCCCAUCUCUCCCUACUGGACCCUGGGCCCUGAAUCUCCGGGAAGCAUCCUGACCACGAGAAAUGCCACCUUCAAAAACACUGGGACCUACCGUUGUACUGAGCUUGAAGACUCCACGGCGAGCAGCAGCACCAUCCACUUGUAUGUCAAAGAUCCUGCCCGGCCCUGGAAUUUGCUAGCACAGGAGGUGACAGUGUUUGAGGGCCAAGAUGCUGUGCUGCCCUGCCUGAUCACAGACCCCGCACUGAAGGCCAGUGUCUCACUGGUGCGUGAGUCAGGCAGGCCGGUCUCCCGCAGAACGAAGUACUCCUUCUCGCCGUGGCAAGGCUUCAUCAUCCGCCAGGCUAAAAUCCUUGACAGUCAUCGAUACCAGUGUAAAGCUGUGGUGAACGGUAGAGUGUCCACCUCCAUCGGCAUCCAGCUAAAUGUGAAUCGAGUCCACCCAGGGCCCCCACCCAUAAUAUUGGAGCCUACUGAGCUGGUGCGGAUUCGAGGAGAGCCUGCCCAAAUUGUGUGCUCAGCCACAAAUGUGGACGUCAACUUCAAUGUUAUCCUCAAACGUGGAGACACCGAGCUUAAAAUCCCCGUAGGCACUGACUUCCAACAUGACCGUUAUAAAAAAGUCCUGACCCUCAUCCUCAAUGCCGUGGACUUCCAAGAUGCUGGCAAAUAUUCCUGUAUGGCCAGCAAUGGUGCCGGCCAACACACGACUUCCAUGAACUUCCGGGUGGUGGAGAGAGCCUACAUAAACUUGACCUCUGAGCAGAGCCUCUCACAGGAGGUGACUGUGGGUGACAGCCUCACCCUCGCGGUCAAUGCAGACGUCUAUCCUGGACUACAACAUUAUAACUGGACCUACCUAGGGCCAUUCUUUGAAGACCAGCAGAAGCUUAACUUUAACACCCAAGGGAACACAUAUAGGUACUCAUUCAUGCUCUUCCUGAACCGUGUAAAGAGUACAGAGGCUGGUCAGUACUCCUUAAUGGCACAAAACAAAGGAGGCUGGAGCAAUCUGACCUUUGAGCUCACCUUGCGAUAUCCCCCAGAAGUCCAUGUUACAUGGAUACCUGUGAAUGGCUCUGGUGUCCUGUCAUGUGUUGUCUCUGGGUACCCUAAGCCCAAUGUCACAUGGAUCGAGUGCAGGGGCCACACCAAUAGAUGUGAGGAGGCCCAGGCCUUGCAGAUCUGGAAUGAUACCCACACCAAAGUCCUGAGUCAGAAGCCCUUCCACAAAAUGAUCAUUGAGAGCCAACUGCUUGUUGCGACCUCCAAGCACAACACGACUUAUGCUUGCAGAGCCCACAACAACGUGGGGAACAGCUCUCAGUCUCUCAGGGCCAUCUUUCCAGAAGGAAGCACGAAGCUCCCUGAUGAGUCCCUGUUCACUCCAGUGGUGGUGGCCUGUAUAUCUGUCAUGUCGUUGCUGCUGCUAUUGCUGUUGCUGCUGUUGUACAAGCAGAAGCCAAAAUAUCACGUGCGCUGGAAGAUCAUCGAGAGCUACGAGGGCAACAGCUACACCUUCAUUGACCCCACCCAGUUACCUUAUAAUGAGAAGUGGGAGUUCCCCAGGAACAACCUGCAGUUUGGUAAGACACUUGGAGCUGGUGCCUUUGGGAAGGUGGUGGAGGCCACAGCGUUUGGUCUGGGCAAAGAAGAUGCAGUGCUGAAGGUGGCUGUGAAGAUGCUGAAGUCCACAGCCCAUACUGAUGAGAAGGAGGCCCUAAUGUCAGAACUGAAGAUCAUGAGUCACCUGGGACAGCAUGAGAAUAUAGUCAACCUCCUGGGAGCAUGCACACAUGGAGGGCCUGUCCUGGUCAUUACUGAAUACUGCUGCUAUGGUGACCUUCUCAACUUCCUGCGAAGGAAGGCCGAGGCCAUGCUGGGCCCUAGCCUGAGUCCUGGUCAGGACCCCGAAGGGGACUCCAGCUACAAGAACGUCCACCUGGAGAAGAAAUACGUGAGAAGGGACAGUGGCUUCUCUAGUCAGGGUGUAGACACCUACGUGGAGAUGAGGCCUGUCUCUACUUCUUCAAAUGACUCCUUCUUUGAGCAAGAUCUGGCCACAGAGGCCAGCCAGCCACUGGAGCUCUGGGACCUGCUGCGCUUCUCCAGCCAAGUGGCCCAGGGCAUGGCUUUCCUUGCUUCUAAAAACUGCAUCCACCGGGAUGUAGCCGCUCGAAAUGUGCUGUUGACCAGCGGACAUGUGGCCAAGAUUGGGGACUUUGGGCUGGCUAGGGACAUCAUGAAUGACUCCAAUUAUGUUGUCAAGGGCAACGCCCGCCUGCCUGUGAAGUGGAUGGCCCCAGAGAGCAUCUUUGACUGCAUCUACACAGUCCAGAGUGACGUGUGGUCCUACGGUAUCCUCCUCUGGGAGAUCUUCUCACUUGGUCUGAACCCCUACCCAGGCAUCCUAGUGAACAACAAGUUCUACAAACUGGUGAAGGAUGGAUACCAAAUGGCCCAGCCUGCAUUUGCACCAAAGAACAUAUACAGCAUCAUGCAGUCCUGCUGGGACCUGGAGCCUACUCACAGACCCACCUUCCAGCAGAUCUGUUUCCUUCUGCGGGAACAGGCUCAGCUGGACAGGAGAGAGCGGGACUAUGCAAACCUGCCAAGCAGCAGUAGCAGUAGCAGUGACAGUGGUGGUGGCGGCGGGAGUGGCGGCGGCGGCAGUAGCAGCGAGCCAGAGGAGGAAAGCUCCAGUGAGCACCUGGCUUGUUGUGAGCCAGUGGAUAUUGCCCAGCCCCUGUUGCAGCCCAACAAUUACCAGUUCUGCUGAAGUGGGACAGCGGGAGCACUGCUGCUCCCCCAUGUCCCAGCUCUACCUCCUCCAUGGACGGGCAACAUGGGGAGAACAUAUGAACUUUGUCCUCAGCUUGGCCCAGCUCUGCAACUUCAGAACAUUGAGGGGCCUGGGGAGGUCAGAAGCCCCCAAUCCCAGAGCCUGGGCCAUCACUGCCAGUGGGGUUUUCACAGUGCUAGCCUGUAUUUACUAUGCCAAUUGGUGCACCCCUAGUUCACUUUCUUUAUUCUGUUCCCACUUGAAAGAACCCCUGUUCCUAACUCUCUUGUGUUUCUAUGGAAAAACUGAUUUGCGUCUCAGAAAGACAAGGUUCCC
Molecule: messenger RNA, 3429 nt
Organism: Acomys russatus (golden spiny mouse)
Lineage: Eukaryota; Metazoa; Chordata; Mammalia; Rodentia; Muridae
Gene: Csf1r
Product: colony stimulating factor 1 receptor
Exons: 21
Coding region: 157-3090 (977 amino acids)
Biological process (GO): cytokine-mediated signaling pathway; positive regulation of kinase activity; osteoclast differentiation
Cellular component (GO): CSF1-CSF1R complex; signaling receptor complex
Molecular function (GO): macrophage colony-stimulating factor receptor activity; cytokine binding; ATP binding
Source: RefSeq, a predicted model, not a curated record